Molecule: messenger RNA, 2846 nt
Organism: Coffea eugenioides
Lineage: Eukaryota; Viridiplantae; Streptophyta; Magnoliopsida; Gentianales; Rubiaceae
Product: ankyrin repeat protein SKIP35-like
Exons: 5
Coding region: 611-2494 (627 amino acids)
Source: RefSeq, a predicted model, not a curated record
AAAUAGGCUUUAGAUUCUGGAGAGAGAGAGAGAGAGAGAGAGCCCACAGAAACAGAGCCCUAACACUACUCUUUCAUUUCCAUUUUCCAUCUCUGCAACCCAAAACCCACCUCACAAUCAUAAUCCCUCCUGCUUUCUUUUUUCUCUUCUUCACCGAUCCAUCCGUCCGUCCGUCCGUCCUCCAGGGUUUCUUUGUUGGUUGUCUGGAUGUCUUGAAAUUAGCUCACUGAUUCGUAUUGUCUUUUGUGUUUGGAAUGAAGGGUUUUCGUGGUUUCUUCCGAAGUUGAUGGUUGCGACGGUGAUGCAUCUCAAGUUAGCCUUCAUUUUCAAGUCUGAACACGGGCAGAAGCAUUUGCUUCUUAUGGAUCUUUCCAUCUUUUCUUAGGUUUUUUCCUCUUUGAGAAGGGUAUAGUGAGGGUUUUAAGUUAGAAGAGACACAGUUGCAUGUUUUUAUUAUAGUGGGAACCCUCUGGUUAAAAUUGAGUACAGAAAGUAAGGUGCUCUGUUUUGGUGUUUCCCAAUUUGCUGGUUAUUAUGGUGCUUCUGUAUAAGAAUUGAAGAAAACCAGUUGCAUUAUUAAUUAGAGUUGGUUGAGGGCAAGGGUGCAAAAAUGCAAGAUAAGAAAGUUUUUGUAGUAGAAAACCCAAGCCUUAAUAUGGGCAACGAAGGGCAAGGUCCUCAGUAUAAAAUGGAAGUUGAAACCAAUGAGACCAGAAUUGCUAGUCGCCACAAUGAGAUUGCAAUUCUAAGUUCAGAUAAGGAUGGGAGAGGCAGUGGUGAUGAUGUAUUUUCAAGUGAAGCUCCACUGGUCAUUAAGGACUCUAGGAAAUCCAACAGAGAUGGAGGAUGUUGUAGUUGUGGAGCUAAGAAACUUAAAUCUAGAUUGGUUCCUACUGAUUCUGAGCUGGGUAAGAAUGAGAAAUCUGGGCAAGAAAAGAAGCUCUGUAGGCAAGACAGACUGGAGUUGAGUCGACUUUUUCAAGGUGCUUUGAGUUCCAAUGACUGGGAGCUUGCUGAGAAUCUGAUCUUGUUGGCAGAUCCACAGACUCUCAAUGAUGCAUUAUGCAUUGCUUUGGAUUCAGUUUGGUUUUUAAGCACCCAGCAAGAGUUGUAUGGAAUUACUAGAUUGAUUAAAAAGGUUAUAACUAAUGGUGCAUAUGAUUUCACAAGAGCUGCUCUGAGGACUUCAUUUCUUGCUUCCUGUGUUUCAGCAUGUCAGAGUCGAACUAUGAGUCUUGCAGAUACUGUAACUGUGAUGGCACAAAGGCUGCACGAAAGAUUGCAGGAAUGUAAUGGGGACGAAAUUUUGAAGGCAGAAGCUGGAGCAAAGGUUCAAAAGUUCACUGAAUGGGCUCUUAAAUGUAUAGGUUUUCACUCUCGUAGCCAGGGAAACAGGGAUAGAGUGGGUCAGAACUCUGCUGUGGAAAUCCAACUACAAUUGUCUGCUUUCAAGACCUUCCUCGAUCUUGCAGGAAACCACCUGACUGGAAAGGACUUUACAGAAGCUUUUGAUGCAGCUUGCUUUCCGCUUACACUCUUCUCUACUUCCUUUGAUCCUGGAUGGGCGUCAGGUACUUCUGCAAAUGCAAUCCAAGGUUUGCUAGCCAUGUUAGUAGAGGGUGGUGCAGACAAUGUUAAUCAAUGUUUUCUUGAAGCAUCGCGUUUUGGAAGCACAGAGCUUGUUCGUAUUCUAUUGCAGAUUGCUCAAAGGAAUAGCUUGGAUGUUGAUGUUGACCUGGCUUUGGGGUUUGCUUCGCACUAUGGGAAGAUUGGCACCAUGGAGUGUCUAGUGGAGGAGGGGAAUGCCAUGGCUUUCUUAGGGCCUUUGAUGAGGGCAGCUGAGAGGGGUUGCAUGCCGGUGGUUCAGUGGUUUGUUGAAAGGGGCUGCAGAGACAUGGAACUUUGUCUUGCUCUCACGGCUGCUACCUCUAGCAGUCAGGUUGAGGUUGCUGCUUAUCUCCUUCCUCAUGUCCCUAAGCAUAUCCUUGCUGCCUUGAGUAUUGAAAUUCUGAAGGCUGCUGCUGAGCGAAGUGGGAGAUCACUUGAUGGGGUUUCAUUUCUUCUUCGAUCGGACUUCCUGGGUGAACCUGCUGCUACAUAUGCUGUUGCAGACAGCAUUGCUAGAUCUAAUGAUGAGUCUGUUGCUCCUGAGCUCAGGGCUUUUCUUAAAGAGCAUUGGUCAGAGGCAGCUUUUUUGGAUGGAUUGAAGCAAGGACAAGAACAUUACAUGAACUUGGUAAGGAUAGUGAAAUGGGGCGAGUCUCCUAUUUGUUUAAGGGAUCUUCCGGGUCCCUUGAGGGUGGCAAUAGCAUACCUGCCGUUGUAUAGGGAGUGUAGGAAGGCAGGAGGCUGCUUGUUAUCUCAGAGGCGAAGAGGCCAGCUUGUGGAGGCGGCAAGAAGGCUUGGAGGUGUGGAAUUGGAAGAGGCAAGCCAAGGAAGGCAGCUACUGGCUGUGUUGGAGCAUCAUCUUCCUUCAUUUUUGCUCAACGCAUGAGAUGUUGCCUAGUGAAAUGGUUUUCUUUCUUUCUUUCCUUUUUUUUGUUUUUGGCUUUCCCCAAAAUUUUGGAUCUCCUUUUUCCGAUCCCUAUCGCUUGCUCACUGGCAUGCCUUCUCUAGGCAUAUAGUAUUAUAAUAAAAUGGUAGCUGAUCAAGCUGAAAGUUGGCAAAGUCCACAAGGUCUGCCACUUUUCUUCUUGCCUAGUUAUUUGAUGUUGUAUUAGGUAUUAGGUUUCUCGAAAUAUCAUACCUUCGAUGUGUAUGUUAACUUUUCAUGUACGUGCAAGAGAAAUUGCAUUCAGAAGGUCGGUAUUAUGAUAAUGCUCGUGUAUAUUUUCUGUCUAGUUUAA